AUGGAGAGCAACAACAAGUUUGACCCGAACACGGACAUUCCGGACUUGACGGGGAAGGUUUUUGUUGUGACGGGCGGCUCAGCAGGCAUAGGUUAUGGCAUCUGCGCACACCUGCUGCAGCACAACUGUAAGACACUGUACCUACUAGGCAAGAAAGAGGAGCACCUCUCCGAGGCGGAAGAAGGUCUUAAGAAGUACGGCGACAUCUCUCGCGUCAAGCCCAUCCAGAUUGAACUCGAGAACCUCCAUCAGACGGAUUCGGUUGCCAAGCAGCUCGCCUUGGAGUUGACGCAGCUCGAUGGACUGGUAUUGAACGCUGGCCUGGGCGUGGGAGUUUACAACGAGACAGCCGACGGCAUCGACUCGCAUAUGCAGGUCAAUGUGUUCUCCCAACAUCACCUGGCUAUGAUGUUGCUGCCCCUGCUGCUCAAGACUCCAGACAGCCGCUUGGUUUUGCAGUCGUCAGAGUUUCAUAGGAUGCUGACGUCCAACCCGUCUUUCGAGAGCUUAGCAGAAAUGAACAAGGAUAUCGGAGCCAUGCCGUUGUACGCCCGAACAAAGCUGGCUCAGGUCCUGCUGGUGCGGUACAUGCACGGUCUGAAGGCAAAUCCUGACAACAAGCUCGGCCUGAAGGAAGGGCAAGCGCCGUGGAUCAACGCGACGCAUCCGGGUGGUGUGGUGACCGACCAACAGGAGCAGGCGAUCGAAGCGUACGGUACAAAGGGCAAGCUCGGUGUUAAAGCUGUGCGUCCGUUCAUGAAGGACCCGAUCGAUGAGGGUUGCCGGAGUGCGUUGUUUGCGGCCACAGGGACGCAGAUUGGGUCUCAGCCGAUCGAUGGCGAGUAUAUCGUUCCAGAUUGCAAGGUGUCUGAUGUCAGUAAGGAGGCCAAGGAUGGGCAGCUUGCUGAGAGGCUGUGGAGGUUGACUGAGACACUAUUGAAGGAGAAGCUGGGGAGCCUGGAGUAUCCGACGGUGUUAGUAUAG
This is a messenger RNA of Saxophila tyrrhenica, 984 nucleotides long. RefSeq lists its product as uncharacterized. The record is from RefSeq and is a predicted model, not a curated record. Bases 1 to 984 code for a protein of 327 amino acids. The transcript is spliced from 2 exons. NCBI's taxonomy places the organism in Eukaryota, Fungi, Ascomycota, Dothideomycetes, Mycosphaerellales, Extremaceae.